Neospora caninum is the source of this 1290-nucleotide messenger RNA. RefSeq names its product putative proteasome activator subunit. Bases 1 to 1290 code for a protein of 429 amino acids. The transcript is spliced from 3 exons. Gene Ontology annotation, molecular function: endopeptidase activator activity. Gene Ontology annotation, biological process: positive regulation of endopeptidase activity; regulation of G1/S transition of mitotic cell cycle; regulation of proteasomal protein catabolic process. NCBI's taxonomy places the organism in Eukaryota, Apicomplexa, Conoidasida, Eucoccidiorida, Sarcocystidae. Gene Ontology annotation, cellular component: nucleoplasm; proteasome activator complex; cytoplasm. The record is from RefSeq and is a predicted model, not a curated record.
AUGGAAAGCGGCGAGCCUGCGUCCGGGGGGAUGCGCCGCUUGGAGGCGUCAGAGGCUCCAGUCCCCUCAGCUUCGGGAACAGGGCCCGCGCCGAAUUCCUGUUCCUCAUUUUCUUCAUCCUUCUCGUCGUCUUCUCUAGCUGCUUCAUCUGGGGCAACGGCAGGAAACAAGAAGAGGCCCAGGGGAGGAACGGGGGCAGGGAAGACAACUGGCGGGGGAGGGGACAUAGGAAUUGCUGAGGCUGUGCGUUUGAUGCAGAGUGGCAAGCUCGCCAAAUUGGAGCCUUCGGAGGAGAAGGUGAAGGAGGAUUAUGAACAGUAUCGCAACGACGUCACUCGGCGAGCCCUGAAGAUCCUCACGGAUGAUCUGCCUCGAAGAAUUGCGCAGUUUCUGCGUCUCGUCGAUGUCAAUGCGGAACCCGGGACGCUGCUCGUUUGCGAUGAUUUGCCACCGCCUCCUUCUCUGGGACCUCUCCUCUCCGCUGCGGAGCUCGAGAGUUUCUCCCCAAAGCCGGUUGAGUCGGAUGAGGCGCGCAACACAGCCUCCACCUCGUCGCGUUCCGCGCAGCCCUCCUUCCCGUGGUCCUUCGCAGUGGAUCCUGUGGUGUCUCUGACGGCGGCGGACUCUGCGCGCCUGCAGAAAAUGCUCCAAGAGAAAGUGAAGGCUGCAUUUUGCGGCGACCGAGCCUCGGCGGCGCAGGAGACGGCCUCGCGUCUUCCCAAGUCGGCAAGCCAGGCCGAGGAACGGGAGGGGGACGAACCGCCGGCAGGCAGAGACCAAGCGGAGGGGACCCAACAGCCGGAUGCUCCGUCUGUUGCGGACAGGGGUUCGAGACAGGAAGCGAUUUGCGCGCGUUUGGGGCAGCAGGCGAAGUUUGUGAAGGAGGAAGCGGUGGCGAUGCGCGAACUGUUGAACGCGGUGAAGAUUUUUAUGCAGUUGCAUGUGCCGCGAAUCGAGGACGGGAACAACUUUGGCGUGGCGAUUCAGGAGGAGGCGAUCCACUUGCUGAAUCGCGUGGAGGAGAGCGCGUUCAACUUGUACGACACGGUGAUGAAGUACUACUUGGCGCGGGCGAAGCUUUGCAGCAAGUUGGUAAAGUACCCCAACACGUUGGACUACCAGAUGGCCGUCGUCGAGCUCGAUCGCAAGGAGUGGGUCCACCUGAAGAUCACAAACCUCGACCUGCGAAACAACUACAUCAUGCUCUACGACUUGAUCUGCAAAAACUGGCAGAAUGUGAUCGCGCCCAAGGGCCGAAACCACAGCACUAGCCAGCAAGCGCUGUACUAG